This is a messenger RNA of Daphnia pulicaria, 1379 nucleotides long. It is a transcript of the gene PIG-U, whose product is annotated as phosphatidylinositol glycan anchor biosynthesis class U protein-like. The coding region runs from base 48 to 1328 and encodes 426 amino acids. Lineage: Eukaryota; Metazoa; Arthropoda; Branchiopoda; Diplostraca; Daphniidae. Gene Ontology annotation, cellular component: GPI-anchor transamidase complex; membrane. The transcript is spliced from 6 exons. Gene Ontology annotation, biological process: protein localization to cell surface; attachment of GPI anchor to protein. The record is from RefSeq and is a predicted model, not a curated record.
CCAGCAACACCAUCGUUCUAAAGUGACGCACUCGGCGGUCAUUGGAAAUGCCCAGUUCAUGGAAAAGUAAUGCUUUAGGUGUAAUAAUACGUGCAUGGUUGUUCAAUUCGGGAUUUCACGACUCGCUGUCGGAUAGAGUGGAAAUAUCUACCCCACUGAAUUCGUGGAAGCGAGUGAUUGAAGGUGCUUAUCUCCAUCAGAGGUCUCAAUCUCCUUACGAAGGAGAUGUGUUCCAUGAAACUCCAACGGGGCUCGUUUUCUAUACUUAUUUAUUAAAACUGAAUUUCAAUGUCCUGCAAGCAGUAUUCAUUUUGUGUGAUGUCCUUACUGCAUUUGUGUUGACUGAAGCAACCAGGAUAUUUUUCCAAGAUAUUGUUAAAGAUCAGCAGAACAAAAAGAAAACUUACCAUAAAGAUGCCAAAAAGAUUACGCUGAAGAAAGAAGAAGUUGCUAAAGUUCCCCAGUAUGUCACAGCUGCUUACCUGUUGAACCCGUACAUAGUGUGUAGCUGUGUAGCAAUGACAACCACAGUCUUUGCAAAUUUGAUUCUAUCCUUGACACUACUGGCAAUGGCCAAGAAGUCCAGAGUGCUCUCAACUUGCUGUCUUGCCUUUGCCUCCCAUCAGAGUUUUUAUCCAGUUAUGCUCGUGGUACCCAUAGCCAUCGCAACAGCCAAGGAGAAACAAUUGUUCAAGUCAGUCUUUCUGACCAUCUCCAGUUUUGCAUUCUUUACAGCAUUAUUGCUGGGGUUCUCUUACCAUUCUACGGGAAGCUGGCGGUUCAUCGAAUCUACUUAUGGUUGCAUCUUGAAGGUGCCUGAUUUGACACCCAAUAUUGGUCUCUUCUGGUACUUUUUCACCGAGAUGUUUGACCAUUUUUAUCUUUUCUUUACUUACGUAUUCCAACUCAACCCUUUCAUCUACGUCAUUCCACUUGCUAUACGAUUCGAUGAUAACGUUCCUUUGUUGAGUUUCACUCUGUGCGCGAUCAUGGCCAUUUUCAAAUCCUACCCUUCGAUAGGUGACGUCGGAUUCUACUUAGCCCUCUUACCCCUUUGGAAUCACCUAGUCCCUUAUUUUAGGCACUCUUUCAUCGUCGGUUGUAUUUUCUUGGUAACUUCGGUCCUUAGUCCCAUCCUUUGGUACCUGUGGAUCUACACUGGUUCUGCCAAUGCUAAUUUCUUCUUUGCCACUACGCUGGCAUUUGCUACAGCUCAGAUUUUUCUUCUGACGGAUGUACUGUUCGCCCAAGCCAAAUAUGACUACCAUCUCAAACACGGUAUCGACUUAAAAAUCAACGGGAAAGAAGGAAUGCUAGUCUUGGAAUGAUGGCCAUGAUUGUGUAUUAUUAUUGAUAUCAUAUACAGCCAAUUUUCUCUA